Oncorhynchus nerka (sockeye salmon) is the source of this 4396-nucleotide messenger RNA. RefSeq lists its product as uncharacterized. The record is from RefSeq and is a predicted model, not a curated record. The coding region runs from base 3163 to 4269 and encodes 368 amino acids. Lineage: Eukaryota; Metazoa; Chordata; Actinopteri; Salmoniformes; Salmonidae. The transcript has 13 exons.
CACAGUCAGAGUACACUCUCAAUAAUCUUAUCAACAGAGUUUGAGGAAGCAUUUCUAUGCUAAACUUACAGACAAUGAUGUUUUGUUUUAGACCAGAGGUGUGGUCCUUCUCUGUGAGUCCAUCUAGCAAAAACAAUCUAACAGUAGCAGAAAAUAAUCAGUUACAUCGGAAAAAGUGUUAACGGAAGAGUGGGACCCAUUUUUCAUGCUGAAAGGGAAGUCGUGUGAAAGGCAGACGUUACUAGCAUCUGACGCCUACAGAGGAGGAAGCUGUAGCUUUGCUGAGAGACAAUUGACUAGGUGUCGCCCAUCUUCUCCACUUAUUUCCUGGGUAUUUAUGCCUGUGUUUUCUGUCUGUCUGUGCCAGUUUGUCUUGUUUGUGUUUCUGUUUGUUUUUUUCCUCAGUGGCUGUUCACACGAUCACUUUGAGGAUGGAGAGGAGGAGUGCGGGUCUUUUGCAUACCCAGCCUCUCACACAUGGUGGCGAACACACGGGACUCAAAGUUUCUGCCUUGGUCGCUGUGGAUGGACUACGCAGCACCGAACCUGCAGAAAAUCCCUGCUGUCAGGGAGUCGACAAUGGUGUCUGCCUCCUGGUCCCAGACUAUUUGGUGAAAUAGUCCAUGGCCAUGAGUACCCGGAGGUUUCCACUGUCUGUGGUGGGGAGUGGUCCAACUACAUCCCCCUCCCACCGGGAACUGUUGGAGAUGGAUGGCCCUUUUUUGCUGUGCAGUUGUCACAGCUCCGGCAAAAGUCCUCCAUGUGCUGCCCCCAGUAAAAGCCCUGAUGGAGGCGGCGGAGUGAUUUUGUGACUCGCAAAGUGUCCAGUCCCCACCCCUGCCAUGAGCACUCUGGAGAACAGCUUCCCGCAAUGCUUUUGGGACCGCCACCUCUCCUCUCCCGUAGCUGUCUCCUUCCAUGCCCGCUGUAGCACACCAUCAGCCAGCCGCAGUCUCUCAAACUUUGACCACAACCCUUUGUCGCGAGUGAGAGCGCUGCCACCUCUUCCAAUGGUGGCCUUGGCUGCGCCUCUAUCCACUGUAGCACCGGCUGUAGGUCUGUGUUCUGUCCCUGCUGCUGCCCCCGUUCACCCACAGCGGCAGUCUGCAGCUCACAGCAGACAGGCCUGCUCGCCCGACACUGUGGCACAGACCCUCUCCACUGCACACGGCCCUCUCGCAGUGGCGGCACCCGUCUGCAGUACAGGGCCGACUUGGAGUGGCGUACCCCUGCCCUGUGCACCACUGUGAAGUCUUACCAAAAGACCAGCAGAACUGAAAGUGGGUUUCAGCUGUAUCGUCUGGACCACAGACAGUGACAUUACUCUAACCAAGGUGACAAGAGGCCCUCUGUGUACCUCUACAAAGUUGCUUUCUGUCACCAGGGUAUGAGAGCUACGAGAGCACAUGUCUAACAACUUAGAUUAAACAACAAACUAGAUUGACAAACAUUCCCCAUUUUCUAUUUAAAUUGAUGAAAAGUGUUGCAUGAGAUGUCUGAUAUGAGCUACUCAGACUGUGUUGGCAGAUGUAGCAUGGCUAUGACGGUUUUAGGAUUUGCAAAGCAUGAACCAGGUUGGAAAAGAAAUUCAACAUAGAAACGAUUUCCUGGUUGUCUGCAGUGUCUUUGGUGUUAACCACAAAGUUAUGUCACGUCAACAGAUGAUUUGUCUUUCCUUGUUAAAAAGGAAGCAAGUUGCUUGAGUAGUCAUGGUGACUGUAUUUUGUGACAACACACACAAUAGUUACAAAAACUAUAGUGACAAGACGAAGAGAGACUCUCAAUUGGUUUUGCUCGACUCCUCGUGUCCUGUCCUCUGUCCUCGCCUGCUUUUGAAAAAGGUCAAAGGUAAUCGCGGAGUGAAACGUGAAAACAAAUGCGCUUGUAUGAAAUGACUCUCCUCCACUCAUGCGUCAAGCAAAGGACUUCUAGAGGGGUGGAAAAUAAAUGUGUAAAGUGCAAAAACCAAUUGAACAAGUUGUGUGCAAGACAUGUUAUAGAUAAAAGGAUUAGCGUAUCGCUUUUAAAUGUGUGCAUGCUCUCCUUAGAGAAAACAGCAUCUGAUUCAAAGGGGGGUGUAUACACUCUUGAGUAUUCUCUGCCAAAGUAGGUAAUGAAGGAGGUGAGCAGACUCCUGUUUGCCUUCUAACGAAUUGACAUUCUCCUCGACCACUCGACCCCUUAUCGGUUUCCAGUUCAUGCAGGAGAGGAGGACGGAGGAAUCGAGGAGAGGAUGGACUUUUUCCAAUUGAGAUCCUUCAAAAGACCCAAGUAAUAAUAAAUACAUUUAUAAUGAUAACAAAUAUGGUUGAUCUUAGUAAAAUGUCUGCUUCUUUAAUUUCCAUGAUCAGUCUUUACAAUAUUAAUUUGUAUGCAUGUAUUUUGUAUACUUUUCUCUAGUCAACAUUGUGUAGCACACAGGGAUUCAUAUUGAAGGUGUGUUCAUUACAACCUCUACUUUCUUGUCAAAAGACAUGUCAACAUGAGGAUUAGAAUUAAAAAAUACUUUCAACCCAAUGUUCAUCUACAGUGCAUAUGCUUGUCUCACUCUUGAUUUUCAACCCAUCCAACAGACAGAGGCCUUGUUACAGAGUGUGGUUUACCUUUGCAUAUCACUUGCAACUGAAGGCCCCCUUCAACAGGAAGCUACUGUGGUCUUCUGAGUAAGAAGACCACAUCUGUGCUACUGCUCAGAACUUUGUUCCAUUGGCUGCAGCUACAAAUAGUAUUUGGGUGAAUACAGUAAAAUAAGCAUUUAUGAACCUAAAUGAUCUAUAUGUGUCAUGCACUAAAAUAACCUGGUUUAUUUGCAUGAAUAUGCUUCAUAGUUGUUAAUAAUCACAGAAAAAGCUGUCUACAUGAACAUAAUCUAAGUACUUGUGAUUGUUAUAACAUGUGAAUAACAUAUAAAAUAAAUUAAGUACCAGUUUAAAUGUAACACUAUAUUAAAUGUUUUCAGAUAUGUAUCAAAUUAAAUGGGAAGAAUUGAAAGAGGCACAGCUACUCAGACAGGAAGUGACCUAAUCGAUUCCCUCUGUGUCUGAACUUAGUUGCAGAGGUUUGCCAUUUACCUUACUCACGUAGUAGCUACUGAAUGUAUGUGCCUGAUACUUUCACUUACAUUUCUGAUACCACUCACCACCAUAUAUUAAAAUACAGAAAAUGUUCUUGGUCAAAACUGAUGGCUGUUUUUUCUGGAUGGUAUUAUGUUAUACCUCUGUUGCUUCAAUGGGUAACAAACGUUGCCAUGACUCCUGUAACACAUCCACCCUCCAGGCUCCACUGGGCUCUGCGGUGCUCUUGUCAUGCAGCUUUGGGUCUACCUCUCUGGGCAUCAGCCCUGGCCAUGGAUGGGUGGUGUGGAACCAGAUCUCUGGUUCUGGUGCCAGUCUGGUCAACAUCACAUCCUCUGGGAAGGUGGACUUUCUGGACCCUAGGAAGGGCAGAGUGAAGGCUUUCCCCAAUCAGGGAGGUCUGGGGAACUUCUCCAUCAGAAUCGAUGCCCUUCAGGCCUCAGACCUGGGUUCCUACUGCUGUGAGCUACAGAGUAAUGACCAGUGCCAUCGAGUGGAAGUUGAGGAACUUGAUCAAGACAGUACAGAUCUGCAAGUGUUGUUUUUCAGCGUUGGUGGUGUGGCCGUCCUCAUAGUGCUCCUGAGUGGCUGUUUCUGCUGGGUGAAAUGGACACGAUCCAGUACACUUCCUGAGGACGUUGCGUGUAGUGAUGAUGUUGGGAGAGACGUGGCACAGAAGAGAGGUAAAAAACGAGCCGCCAAUGAGCGACCUAUCUAUGAAAACAAUGAGCACGAUCCAACCAGAAUGCAGCAUGAACCGACCAGAACUCAGCAAAAUCCAACCAGAAUUCAGCAGGAUCCAACCACAAUUCAGUAUGAUCCAACCGGAAUUCAGCAUGAACCACCAAGAAACCAGCACGAACCACCAAGACACCAGCACGAACCAGCUAGAUACCAAAAUAAACCAGUGAGAGAUUUGAGUGAGAAAAGAAGAGGGUUUCAUAGAGAACUCAUGAGCAGAUUGCGCCAAUCAAGUCUCGGACAGCAUUACUAUGCAAACCAAGCAGAGAUCAAUGAGCAAGCCAGAGCUCAGAUCGACAGCCACCAAAGAGCAAACGAGGCAGAGACCAACCAGGAGGGAAGAUUCCAAAUGGACAACCGCCAAAGAGGAAGCUUUUGGAGAAAGAAACCCAAAGAUAAAUGUGAAUAUAAAAACCCUAUCUACAACAAGAGUACAGACCAAAUCAACAAAUGAUGGGGAUGAUGAGGAUACUGGGUCUCAACACCUUGGUCUCCUUUUUGUUUGGGUUCUAUUUUUUAAAUAAAGUAUUGUCUUGAAAGUGAAACAAAUAUGAAAUAAAGUGAAAUAAUUUUUGCUUCAA